Messenger RNA from Vigna unguiculata (cowpea), 831 nucleotides. Its product is annotated as EG45-like domain containing protein. The record is from RefSeq and is a predicted model, not a curated record. NCBI's taxonomy places the organism in Eukaryota, Viridiplantae, Streptophyta, Magnoliopsida, Fabales, Fabaceae.
CCUUCGGCCAAUCUAUAUAAUUCCCACAUCUUAAUAUCUUAUCCUCACGCACCUUCGUCUCUCCGAUCAUGUCACCAACAACACUUCACUAUUUUUCUUCUUUCUUCCUUUUUUUCAUAAUUCUCUCGCACCACUCCAACGCUGACGUAGGCACCUCUUCCCGUUACUCCCCUCCAUAUUUACCCUCGGGGUGUUUCGGUAACGAAGCCACGCAGUUUCCGUCGAGUAAUCUUUUUGCGGCGGCCGGAGAUGGAAUUUGGGACAAUGGAGCGGCGUGUGGGAGGCAGUACCUGGUGAGAUGUAUAAGUGCAGAGGAACCUAUGACUUGCAUUCCCGACCAGAGUAUUCAGAUUAAGAUUGUUGAUUACGCCGCAUCUGCGGUGUCGCCGCCCUCCACCGCCGGCACAACCAUGGUUCUCUCCGAUAAGGCUUUCGGGAGUAUCGCCAAUACAUCUGCCACCUUGAUCAAUAUAGAGUUCCAACAGGUAUGACAUCUUUAUGCAAAUAAUCGAUGGUGCAUCAGGAAGAUACCUUCACUUUCAUCGGUGAAUGAUUUGAUUUUGGAUUCAAUUAUUGUUAAAACAGUGUCGUUUUGAUAAAUCAUGUGUGCAUAUUCGUCGUGUUGAUUUCUGUUACCAUAUUUGGGUAAUUUUUUCGUGUGGUUUUAAUUGAAUGGAAGAGAGUGUUGUAGGAAAUUUCGUGGACGCAGACUCGCUUUGAAUGAUUCCAUGAGUGGGAGCAAUUUAUGUUGUGCAGUCCGAGAUCGAUUGUAAUUAUUGAUUAGUCAAAGAAAUAGCAUUUUCCCUCCCCUUUACUAUCCCCGCUUUUCAA